Molecule: messenger RNA, 1597 nt
Organism: Erpetoichthys calabaricus (reedfish)
Lineage: Eukaryota; Metazoa; Chordata; Cladistia; Polypteriformes; Polypteridae
Product: interleukin-12 receptor subunit beta-2-like
Exons: 5
Coding region: 893-1597 (234 amino acids)
Molecular function (GO): protein binding
Source: RefSeq, a predicted model, not a curated record
GCUCACCAACAUUAGACGGAAACGCAACCAACCUUGUGAAUGACGGCUUGCUUUUAAGAAACACAAACGGCAACUACUUAGAAAAAUGUACAGUGCGAAAAAGAUGGCACGCGAGUCCAGGCAUUAAACUCAGUCAAAGCAAACGAAUGUUUUUUUUUUCAGAAUCGCUUAUUACGCAGGAUCGUCUACGAAUGAUAAAGUUAUGUGUGUGCGCGUAUGAAGUAAUUAAGUAAAAGAAACGGAAACAAAGAUCCCGACUUGAGGUGCGGGCGAGCGCACAGUCAGCGAGCCAUCUGGUUGGGUGCGCGCGGGCAAAGCCUUGACGAGCGUCUUUUUAGGAGCGCGCGCCCUGCUCUUGUGACUCGCUGCGGCUGGAGGUAGCGGUGACUAAUCACAAGUCGAGCGAUUCUUUUAAAUCAUCCGCCGUUUAGGAGAAUUUCUCAAAAUAGCAGCGCACUCGUAGAUCUUGCCUGAAGCCGUACUGCCACUCGUCAGUUUUGAACGCCGCAGUGGUGUUGGUGAGUAAAGGUGAUCGUAGUUUGGGUUUAUUGGCGCCGAAGUAAGGAGCCCCUUUCAAUUGUCCAACGAUAGACCGGAACAAAUGAACGUUUUGUGCAGUUUACAUACAUUUGAUUUUCUUUAAAAUGCAUCCCUGCCAAGAAGCAAUAUUGUGAAGUCGUUUUAAAAGUCAGGACAGUCGACAUAUUUGGUUCAUGGAGAACACGGGACAACGACACGUAAAAGCAAUGGAAUGGGACGGGGAUGGAAGAAGCCGUGCUGCGGAGUAAAGGAGCUCACCUGGGACGAAGAAGGAAAAAACACGCGCCUGUCCACAUGCUACACUAACAUGCGUCCAAGAGGAAUGUUUAUAAUUAUUUUGUAGUGGAGCCAGAUGUCUUGUAUAUGGUACUUUAUUACAGCCUGUUGGAUGGCCAUGAAUAUGAUCACUCUAGUAAAGGUCAAAGGAGCAAAAGUUGUUGUCUGUGAACAGGGUUCCAUAAACUCCAGCCAAGGAACAGAGGUGAAAAUGGGAAGUUCUCUAUCAGUUCAGUGUACUUUCUACGAGAAAGGGAGUGAAAACUGCAGGAAAACUAUUUUACAGGAUCAUAUCGAGCUCCCUACUAAACGACGAAAUCAGACAGCUGUUUAUUCGGAAAUUAAGGAACUCAGAGUAAACAAAACAACAUUUGUUUGCAAAACAAAUUGUAACACCAAGCCUAUCACCUGUGGGAUUGACAUUAAAGUUGGAUACCCACCUGAAGAACCUACACAUUUGAGCUGCAUUCAGAAAGGAGAAUUUGGGAACAUUACAUGUACCUGGCAAACAGGAAGACAUCCUCUUAUUAAAACUACCUCUUUAUUGUGGGUGAAAAAUAAGACUCACAAGUUAAGCUUUAUAAAUACCAACCCUUCUUUUGGAGAUGUAACGUUUUCUCUGCUCGAUGAGGAAUCACAGUAUUCUGUUUGGGUCAUUGCUUCAAACACCUUGGGAAAUGCAUCCUCUCAAAUUUUAAAUUUCAGCCUUCAAGAUAUAGGCAAGCCUUUUCUUUAUAAAUAUUUUCUUUCCAAUAGCAAAGAUGCAGUGUACUCUGUUUAA